CCAAAUACUUAAAUUAAAUUUACUCUAGGAAUGGAUUCUCAAGAUAUUUUUCUUUAUUUACAACUGCGUCGAUUUUGUUUUGUCGAGAAUCUGCUUGUUACAACCUUUCGUUUGCAUCGGCCGCUCCCUGCCAGCAGAUGUCGCUUGAGCACCACAAAUACUGUCUGUAAACUACACUGUAUAACGACGUUCAAAGUGUUUUCUUUUGGAUGAUACCGUAUAGAGAGAAACUCUCGCAGAAUUCCCGGAGAGCAGCUCCACAUCACCGUGGCAGGAGGUGCUCGAGAUGACUUUCGCACACAGGUGUUUGUUUUUACUGUGUCUGGCAGCCUUCCAUCCCACUCGAGCUGCGGUGCAGACAUGCAUGGACAAGCACCAGGUCGUCGGGGUCCUCCGACAAAUGGAGAAGUUCCUAAAAGGUCAGGAGAUGCGGUUCACAGAAGGCCUGCGGAUUAUGAAGUCCAAACUGGCGACUCUUCAGAAUUCCGUCUCCAAGUUGCCUCAGGCUGACCAGUCGGCCGCUCCCACCACCUGCCCCGCCCUGGAGGAGCCUUUGCAUGGAACCAAGUUCGGCUCAAAGUAUUUGGUGGGACAUGAGGUCCACUUCAUCUGCUCUCAAGGCUACUCCCUGGCUGGUUCUGCCACGCGUGUGUGCCGGGACAACGGCACCUGGAGUGGCAUCAGUGCGGCCUGCAAAGACAUCAGCGAGUGUGCAAGCAACCCCUGCCAAAAUGGAGGCACGUGUGUGGAGGGUGUGAACCAGUACAAGUGUAGCUGCCCGCCGAGCUGGAGCGGAUCCCACUGCCAGCACCAAACUCAGACAGCACCGCCGGAGUGGAGCGUGGUGAACGAUCCCGCGUUCAGCCGGAAACCCCGGUGCGCUCAGGUGAACCAGGCCCAACACUGCAGCUGCGACGCCGGCUUCCACAUGAGCGGCACCUCAGACAGCAGCAUCUGUCAGGACGUCAACGAGUGUGAGGUUUACCGACUGGACCAAGGAGGGAAGCUGUGCAUCCACGAGUGUGUCAACGUCCCCGGCUCCUACCACUGCUCCUGCCCCAGAGGCUACAAGCUGCUCGCUGACGGGCGGAGCUGUGAGGAUGUGGAUGAGUGUUUAAGCCAGCAGCACAACUGUAGCCGAGGGACUACUUGUAUCAACACGGGUGGAGGUUUCCAGUGUGUCAACCCGGAGUGUCCACGUUCCCAUGGCAACGUCAGCUACGUCAAGACUUCUCCCUUCCAGUGUGAGAGGAACCCCUGCCCCAUGGAAAGUCGCUCCUGCCACCUGGCCCCGAAGACCUUCUCCUUCCACUAUCUGUCACUGCCCUCCAGCCUGAAGACCCCAGCAACUCUCUUCCGCAUGGCGACGGCGACAGCCCCCGGGCGCACGGGGCCCGACAGCCUUCGCUUUGGUAUCGUGGGGGGGAACUCCAGGGGCACUUUUGUCAUGCAGCGGUCGGACAGACAGACCGGUGAGCUGAUUCUGGUACAGCAGUUGCGCGGACCACAGCAGAUCAGCGUGGACGUGGACAUGUCCGAAUAUAUGGACCGUACUUUUCAGGCUAAGCACGUAGCCAGAGUUCACGUUCUAGUUUCUCAGUACAACUUCUAAGAGAGGCCACACGACCUGAUCAGCUCCACCCCCCAGUAGCGAGUCACUUGUUAGUGACCGUGUCUCCAGUUUGAGAGAAGCAAGACUACACCAAGUAAUCGCAGCAUAAAACAUUUUACUGCUGAAUGUACUGACCAAACGCCGAAUUGAUGAUUUAGAAGUGAAGAAUCUUGGUACGGGAGUCGUUGAUGCUCAUUUCUAUGUUGUCAUCCAUAAUAUUUUGUAAAUUUGUAUUUUUCUUUUUGUACUGUAGCAUUGUUAGCAAAUGUCAUUCAUUCUAAGGGAGUUUUUGUAAACGGUACACGUUUCUUUACCGUUACCUUUUGUUUGAAGUAAUCUGAUUGUACACAAAGGCUGGUUCGGCAAGCUACAACUAUGGGACGUAGACUUUUCUACACAACUGAAAUAA
Messenger RNA from Synchiropus splendidus (mandarinfish), 2021 nucleotides. Its product is annotated as fibulin-7. The transcript has 9 exons. The record is from RefSeq and is a predicted model, not a curated record. NCBI's taxonomy places the organism in Eukaryota, Metazoa, Chordata, Actinopteri, Syngnathiformes, Callionymidae. The coding region runs from base 287 to 1612 and encodes 441 amino acids. Gene Ontology annotation, molecular function: calcium ion binding.